UUGAUUACUUUCAGCCUACUAAAAGAAAACCAAAACAAAAGCUUUGCAACAAAUUAUACCAAUUACAACCUUGACACAAUAAAAUUAUUGUGAACCCGGUAAAUUUACGACUUUCAAUUAAAAAUCAGUGCACAAAUAAAUGCAAAGUACAUAUUUCCAAAAUGAUACGUGCUUUAAUUCAUGUCUCAAGCUUCUACGCAUUACCGCAAUCUCUUGGCUUCUCCCAACAACCGUCUUCAUUUUAUGUUGUUACAUAUUUUUUUAAUUAUUUUUUUGCCAAAAAUAAAUAAACCCCACCACUAUCGACUACUAUUUUAUUAUUUAAUUUUAAAUUUAUUGUGCUUCACGAAUCGUUAUAGCUUCUACCGGUGCAUACGGAACUUUGUCAACCUCCAUCUACUUUAUCAGUAAAUCAAUUUUCAAUUGAACAAAAAAUUCAAUUUCAUAAUCUUGAGCCCAAAUUUACAAAACAAAAAGUGAAGCUUUCAUUCGUUGGGACACAAACACACAAGAAAGUCCAAACUCUGGUAAUCGAAUGCGAUGAGUUGCAGAGGACGCUUUGUGAAUUUUUAAUGAGUUUUGUUAAGUCGUCUUGUGGGGUUUUGAAUGGAUUCAGUUUCAUGGAUCGAGUUUAUGGUCAGUUUGUAAAUAAGUUUUAGUAAAUAUUUUGAGUUAUUGAUAACCGGUUGUGAUUAAAAAAAAGGAUCAGAGCUAUGAAGGUGAUAGGAUUGGGAUUUAUUUUGGGAUUCACACUGUUGGCACAGACAGUCCAAUCAACAACAGAUAUAUUCGAUUUUUCGAAUUUGGAUUUAAGUAAUUUCAGAUUCUUUAGAAAUCUUCCAUCUCAAAAUCCUGCUACGGCGCCUUAUGCUGACCCAUUCAUCGAACACUUUCAAAAGAAGAAAGCAAUUUUGGAUUAUUUGGAUCGAUUGUUGCUGGGGAACUCUUUACUUGGACCACCAACAACAAUUGAAUUCCAUCCAAACUAUGGCAAAGCAUGGAGACCAUACUUCGAACAUCAUUAUGGUCGAAGGGCAGAAAGACUAAUCGAAUUACUUGGGAGUGGAGCGUCAGUGGAAAAACUGAAAUAUCAUGGAGUUUUACCACAAGACUUUGGAUCAUAUCAUUAAACUUGUUUUAUUUGUUAUAAUGAUUUUAUUUAUUUAUAAAAUAUUAAAUCUUAAGAUAAAUUUA
This is a messenger RNA of Episyrphus balteatus (marmalade hoverfly), 1194 nucleotides long. RefSeq lists its product as uncharacterized. The coding region runs from base 714 to 1130 and encodes 138 amino acids. The transcript has 2 exons. The record is from RefSeq and is a predicted model, not a curated record. Lineage: Eukaryota; Metazoa; Arthropoda; Insecta; Diptera; Syrphidae.